Molecule: messenger RNA, 1575 nt
Organism: Peronospora farinosa
Lineage: Eukaryota; Oomycota; Peronosporomycetes; Peronosporales; Peronosporaceae
Source: the annotation of a GenBank genome assembly
AUGAAAGAAUCGUGGCAGAUUUUACCUCGUAUUCCAUUGCCUGGUAUUUCUAUUACUGCAUUUAAUGAACUAGUACGAUACAUGUACAUGGGAGAAUUAACAAUUGCAGGAGAUACAAUCCUAUCAGUAUUAGAUGCAGCUAAUCGACUUGAACUACAGGAAGUUGUGGAGAUUUGUUGCAAACAAUUGAUGCUCGAGCUGAAUGUGACCAACUGUGUAGAUAUCUACAUUUGUUGCGAACAGCUCCAGAUGAGACCUGCUUGUAGGUUAUUAGCUCAAGCUGCCCGGUCCAUGAUUGAUACUUUCUUUUAUGAGGUAUAUCAGAGCGAAAGUUUCAAGACUUUGUCGUUAGAGGCCGUGAUGAAGAUUUUACGACAUCAUGAACAUUCAGUGGAUUAUUGUACGGAUGAUGCAGCGGUUAAAGCUUGGAUGAUGCAUGACCCCAUGACUAGACAGAGACAAGUGUCGGUUGUGUUGCAAUCUCCGCAGAAAUGGAAAAACAAUGGAAACGAAGCGGGACAAAUACUUACAAGUCGAUGGAAUAGUGAUACUGCUAUGGUCUAUGACAAAAGGAAGACAUCGUUGGAGGUUGAGGAUGAUAUGAUGAAUUUGGACAUUGUGGAUACCGAGGAAAGUAUCAAGCAGCAACUCACGCCGACCAUUUUCGUGAUGGGAGGUUUCAAUAAUCCUGGUGCGUUAAGUACAGUGGAAUAUCUGGACUUUCAUCGUGGUGAAUGGUACCCCGCUGCAUCAAUGACAACUCGGCGUUCUUAUAGUGGCGUUGCUGUUACGAGAGAUAACAAGAUAUUUGUCAUGGGAGGAACAAGUAGUAGCUCGCACCAUCACAAGAGUAUGGAAAGAUACGAUCCGGAUACGAAUCGAUGGAUAACAAUGCCAUCGAUGAAAAAGGCUCGUAGUUAUCUUGGAGCAACAAUUGUUGGGAAUUUUAUCUACGUCGUUGGAGGGUUUAAUGGUCAUGCUCAUUUGUCGUCGGUCGAGCGCUUUGAUCUCGAAAAACAUGAAUGGGAGCUAAUGCCUCACUUAAUGACAGGACGUAGUGGACUAGCAGUUGUUACACUGAAUGGACUUGUAUAUGCUAUCGGUGGAUAUGAUGGUAGAAAACAUUUGAAAAGCAUGGAAGUUUUUGAUCCUGAUACGAAUGAAUGGAUAUCUGGUGCUAGUAUGCGUUAUGCAAGGAAUGGUCCUGCAGCGAUAGUACAAGAAGAGAAUAAUAGUAUUCUUGUCUUUGGAGGUGAAUCUCGUCAUGGGGCACGGAUGAAUACAAGUGAAGAAUUGGAUUUAAAUAAUGGAACAUGGACAGAUGUGGAUACAUUUGCCGAUUGUCGAAGUGGUCACGUUGCCGUGAGUUUUUUGAAUGAAACAUUCUUGUUUUGUAUGGGAGGAUCCAAUAAGAAAGAUGAGUAUCUCGAUACAGUACAUCGAUAUGAUUUUUUAUCCAAGCAAUGGACACUUUAUUCGCCGAUGAAUGCACAACGUUGUGGCUUGAAUGUAGCUGUAGUAAAGACGUCACCCUAUGCUGAAUGUUUUACAGCACAAAAGGUGAAGGAACAAUAA